Messenger RNA from Solanum pennellii, 974 nucleotides. Its product is annotated as zinc finger protein GIS3-like. Gene Ontology annotation, molecular function: DNA-binding transcription factor activity; transcription cis-regulatory region binding. The coding region runs from base 130 to 777 and encodes 215 amino acids. Gene Ontology annotation, biological process: trichome differentiation; trichome morphogenesis; gibberellic acid mediated signaling pathway. The record is from RefSeq and is a predicted model, not a curated record. The transcript has a single exon. Lineage: Eukaryota; Viridiplantae; Streptophyta; Magnoliopsida; Solanales; Solanaceae. Gene Ontology annotation, cellular component: nucleus.
CUCAUAUUUUGUGUAUAAUUUCCCUCUCUAUAAAAACACACACACACACACUAAAACAUACAUAUUUUCAUACAAAAACACACACACACACAAAAAAACUCUAGUUAUAUACAUAUAUAUACACACAAUAUGGCAGAAUUAGAAUUUCAAGGUAAGCAUAAUAAUAAUCGUACAAGCAACGGACGUUUAAAAUUAUUUGGUUUCAACGUAACGGAGGAUCAAGAACAAGAGGUUGAAUCGACAAAAACAUCGUCAGGAUCGCCGGAAUCCGGUGAUUUUCCGGCCUCCGAUGGCCGGAAAUAUGAGUGUCAAUAUUGUUGUAGAGAAUUUGCAAAUUCACAAGCUUUAGGUGGACAUCAAAAUGCUCAUAAAAAAGAAAGGCAACAAUUGAAACGUGCCCAAAUGCAAGCUAGUAGAAAUGCAUAUAUGAGGAACCCUAUUAUAUCGGCUUUCGCGCCACCAUCACACCUCCUCGCUCCCUCGGGAAGUGUGAUGGUGCCCACGGCGUCUCCGUCGUGGGUUUAUGUUCCCCGCCCCGCGCCACCCUUUCACGUGUCGCAUGGUUGUGUGUUCCCGAAUUCUACGGGCGCGCGGGGCGUAGGGAACUUACAGUAUACCGGCAGUGUAGCGGAAUCUAGCUUAACUAGUGUUGGGCCUCAACAAGUUAAAGCCCAUAGUGCUAAAGUUGAUGGGCCGUCAUUGAGUAGAUUUUCGAGUAUGGAUGCUGGGCCCAAUUUUGAUGAUGCAUUUGGGCUGGAUUUGCAUCUAAGCCUUUGAAUUAAUUUUUAAUUUUAUAAAAAAAAUAGGAUCUUGUAUAUCUCAGAUUAUUUUAUUUAUUUUUUCACUCAAAGUUAAAAAAAAAAAAGAAAUUCCUUACAUCCAUUUUAUGUUAUUUAUGUCUUUAUUUACAUUUUUUUCUAUCUAUUGUUUGCAAAUUUAGGGUUCAAGUUAUGUGAAAUAUUAAAUAUGUUGUA